Nerophis lumbriciformis (worm pipefish) is the source of this 901-nucleotide messenger RNA. RefSeq names its product NADH:ubiquinone oxidoreductase core subunit S7 (gene ndufs7). The record is from RefSeq and is a predicted model, not a curated record. Gene Ontology annotation, cellular component: respiratory chain complex I. NCBI's taxonomy places the organism in Eukaryota, Metazoa, Chordata, Actinopteri, Syngnathiformes, Syngnathidae. Gene Ontology annotation, molecular function: NADH dehydrogenase (ubiquinone) activity; 4 iron, 4 sulfur cluster binding; quinone binding. Gene Ontology annotation, biological process: electron transport coupled proton transport; mitochondrial respiratory chain complex I assembly; aerobic respiration.
CUCUAGCGUUACGAGUGGACUAAUAACACCAACAGGACUGUGACGUAAUCAGAAUCACAAAGAUGGCGGCGUUGGUCGUGCCUCGCCUCGCCAUGUUUGGCAACUUUUCCAAAAGACCUAUCACAGUGUUCGUUGUUCAGCAGAAGAACCUGUACAAUGGCGCUAAAAGCCAGGAUUCCAUCACAAGUGCGGUUCCUGUCAGAGAGAAAAGCACGGCGGUGGCAGCUGCUAAACCAACAGCUGUUGCCAGCAGCAAGGGCGAGUAUGUCAUCACCAAGCUGGAUGAUCUGGUUAACUGGGCACGCAGGAGCUCCCUUUGGCCUAUGACCUUUGGCUUGGCGUGCUGUGCGGUGGAGAUGAUGCACAUGGCUGCGCCCCGUUACGACAUGGACCGUUUCGGCGUGGUCUUCAGAGCCAGUCCCCGACAGUCAGACGUCAUGAUCGUGGCCGGAACACUGACCAACAAAAUGGCUCCAGCUCUGCGAAAGGUGUAUGACCAGAUGCCUGAGCCGAGAUACGUCAUUUCCAUGGGAAGCUGUGCCAAUGGAGGAGGCUACUAUCAUUACUCUUACGCUGUCGUCAGAGGCUGUGACCGGAUUGUACCAGUGGACAUUUAUGUACCAGGCUGCCCCCCAACAGCAGAAGCCCUCCUCUACGGAACUUUGCAGCUGCAGAGGAAGAUCAAGCGUGAGAAGAAGUUGUCAAUCUGGUAUAGGAAGUGAUUGGGGCAUUAUAUGUAUGAGUGUGUAAGUGUUUUAUUUCUGCUUUAACUUGGGACCGCCGACAUGUAGAGUUGCGAAGACAUCACCUAAGUAAAGUCAAUGUUAUUUAAAAUGAGCUUUACUGAUGCUUGUUUUGAUCUUCAACUUUGUCUAUGAAUAAAUAAGUAAAAGAAACAUUA